AUGGCCAGCGACGAUGAGGAUCAAAACAUGAAGGACCUCUUUGGUAGCGAUGACGAUGAGGAGGACGAGGAUUUUGGAAAGGGCAGUUUGCGCGAGGCCUCACGGAAGGGGGACGACAUUGAGGACGGUGGCGAAGACGCUGAGCCAGUUCCUGAGGACGAGCUUGAAGAUGACCUCGACGAUGGCACAGCUCAAGCUACGGGACGACAAUUACCUGCCUCUGAAGAACCCGAGGAGCAAGCUAACGAAGACGACCGUGACCGCUGGGACCGCAGACGUAAAUUUGCACCAGGUCACCGUCCGCUAGCGCGCACUGGUGCUCCCAUUGACUAUGCAGCUCCACUUCUAUCGGUCCCUCCGCCACAAGGCGAUGUCUACCUUCUCCGCGAGGCGCUCAUUGGCGUGGAACCCACGCCUUUCAGCCCGGAAACGUUUGCGGGCGAGGAGGAAAUCUUUGUAGACGAGAAGGGCAUCAUGAAAAUUAAACCGGUGGACCGGACAAAAAUCAGGUGGCGUUACGUCACACGUCAAGGCCCCGACGGGUCAGAAGAGCUAGUGCCGGAGAGCAAUGCGCGCUUCGUCCGCUGGUCGGACGGCAGCCUACAGCUGCUGCUGGGGGACGAAGUCUUUGAUGUUGUUACAGCCGAUAUUUCUCAGCAGCGGGCUUACAUGGUAGCUUACAGCGGAGUGGUGCAGGGUCAAGCCGCCCUGACACACAAGAUGGGUUUCCGACUAGCCACCUUGAACAGCAAGCUGUACGCACGCAUGAGGGAGGAGGUCGACAAGCGGACUGUCAAGUUGAAACGCGUCCAGCAGCACGUGGAGGCUUUCGACCCGAGUAAGGAGAAGGAGCGGCGAGCCAAGGAAACCGAGGAGCUGCUCCGAAACCGGGCCCAACUGGAGGCCCGGCAGCAACGCACCAUGGCGCGGUACUCUGGGGCGGGCGGGGGGGGACGCUCCCGCGGCCGGCCGCAGCUCAACACCAGGUUCCUGGAGGAAGACGACGGCAUCGAGCUGGGCGGUGACGAGGCUUUCAUUGACGACGGCGACGACGACGGCGGCGCGUACUCCCGGCGGCGGCGGAUGAACGACGAUGAUGAGGAGGCGGCAGCCCGGCGGCUUCAGAGCGCCAAGCGGGGGGCGGACGGCGGGUCGGCGCAGGGCCGACGACGAGGAAGGGCGCAGAAGGAGGAGAGUGAGGAAGAGGAGCUGGACGAGGAAGAGGAGGAGGAGGAGGAGUAUGUGGACAGCGAAGGCGGCAGUGAAGACGAGGAGGACGGGGGGGAGGAGGAGGACGGGGAGGAGGAGGAGAAGGAGGCGCCGGCUAGGCGGUCCAAGACGCCGCCCAAGGCGGGAAGAGGCACGCCGCCGCCGCCACGCAGCAGGCCUUCGUUGCCUACGCGAGAAGCUCGGCCUCCUGCUGCUAAAGUUCGGCGCGGAGUGGUGCUGUCCGAUGACGAGGAUGAUUAG
Molecule: messenger RNA, 1470 nt
Organism: Volvox carteri f. nagariensis
Lineage: Eukaryota; Viridiplantae; Chlorophyta; Chlorophyceae; Chlamydomonadales; Volvocaceae
Exons: 9
Coding region: 1-1470 (489 amino acids)
Biological process (GO): positive regulation of transcription elongation by RNA polymerase II; transcription elongation by RNA polymerase II
Cellular component (GO): Cdc73/Paf1 complex; nucleus
Molecular function (GO): RNA polymerase II C-terminal domain phosphoserine binding
Source: RefSeq, a predicted model, not a curated record